Molecule: messenger RNA, 590 nt
Organism: Vigna umbellata (rice bean)
Lineage: Eukaryota; Viridiplantae; Streptophyta; Magnoliopsida; Fabales; Fabaceae
Source: RefSeq, a predicted model, not a curated record
UAAGAGACUUCCAACAUGGUUGAUAUUUUAAUUUUCGCGAGUAGGCAUGAUUGUGUUUCUUCACCUUAUUUGAUGGAUUGUACUAUCUUUCCUUUUCUGAUACAAAUUUUUCAAUUUCAUUUUUCACUUAUUUAUUUAUUCUCUCAAAGAUUCCUUGAUAUUUCCUCUUUGUUUCCACAGACCGGAUCACACAAUGUUCACUUUUGCCUUCCACAGGCCCUUGAAACUGUGAAGAGGUUGUGUCCAAAGCAAACCUUAUUGAUUGGAAUGACACACGAAUUUGAUUACUACAAGGACAAUGAGUUUUUAAUGGAGUGGUCCAAAAGGGAAGGACUGUCGGUGCAACUUGCUCAUGAUGGCUUGAGAGUUCCCAUAAACUUAUAGUAAGGUAAUACUCAUGAACUCGAGUCUAAGUCUCAAAAAGUAGCAUUGAUAAAUAUGUUGUAAAUUCAAAGUUUAAAAGUUUGUUACUAGCUAUGUAAGCAAGUCUGUCUGCCAUUGUUUUCUGUAAAACACAUUCUGUCAAGUAUAAUUCCUAUUGUAAGUGAUGGCGAACAUGUUAUUAGAGCUUAUUCGUGACUCGUGAGUGA